Molecule: messenger RNA, 1074 nt
Organism: Gamsiella multidivaricata
Lineage: Eukaryota; Fungi; Mortierellomycota; Mortierellomycetes; Mortierellales; Mortierellaceae
Exons: 4
Coding region: 1-753 (250 amino acids)
Source: RefSeq, a predicted model, not a curated record
AUGAUUCAAAGUCUCGUGGAGCAGAUGAAACGCCAGGCAGAAAAGCAGGAGGAGCAUGCCAACGAGCUGAUGGAACUGAAGGCAGCCUCACAGGAAACGAGCAAGAUACUCCACGCCCGUCUACACUCUCAUCCUCGACUAUACCAGUCCUACCAACACCCUCACCCACACCAUACCCUCACCACAUGCCAUGAGCUCAACAACAUCCUUUCCUCCAACCACCACUGCCCCACUGCCCCAACGAAACUGAGGGUUGCUUCAUUCAAGUCUCGGAGGAGCAAUGGCCGCCCUUAUGCAAAAGCGGCCCAACAUCAUACCCCAUCAUCUUUCUCGGACGCGCACUGUCAGCCUCAGGUCAGCAACAUCAACAGCCGCCUUCCACUGACUGAGGAGAGCAUCGAGCUGAUUCAGGAACAGCAGUCACAGACAGACACACAGCGAACGGGAGCAAGACAUUGUCGCGCGCGCUCGAUCCCGCGAUCAACAACCUCAUCCGACAUCGACAUUGAUGAUGCAACCAACCUGGUCAUGCGUAACGCUACCUUCAAGACCUUCCAGCUCUACGAGCUCGUGCAUGAGCUCAGCGGAACAGCUGCAGCAACAUUGAAACCACAGCGCAGCAAGAGAGCACGCGAUGACAUCUCGGCAAUUAGUGAUGCCUCCACUUCUGGUCAUGGGGCGAUGACACUGAUCAUGCUCCUGAGCAAUGUUGCCACUCGGAACUUACAGUUGAUAAGGAUGCCGUGGCUUUAGGACUGGACCUGAUGAAGGAGGCAAGAAGACUAGCAGAGGCCAGGAAUGAGCAGCUACGGUUGAUGGUCAUGUCCCAGUUCUUGGAGGCUCGAUGCAAACGCUCCUCCGCAGAUGAAAUCAAUAAAACUUCGGCGUCCUUUUCGACACUCAAACUCCACUAGUCCUAGCAUCAACUCUCACUCCGAAGACGCCUCUUCGAAGGUCUUUGCGUAUUGUAUCAUAUAGCCAGCAACAGGCAUCAAAAUAAAUGUAAUAUCACUUGCUUUAUUUUGUUACUGCAUGGUGUGGGAACUCCGUCCGCCCGAAGUGCACUUGCCAUGC